Stegodyphus dumicola is the source of this 1316-nucleotide messenger RNA. Its product is annotated as DNA-dependent protein kinase catalytic subunit-like. Gene Ontology annotation, molecular function: DNA-dependent protein kinase activity; protein binding. The record is from RefSeq and is a predicted model, not a curated record. Gene Ontology annotation, biological process: double-strand break repair via nonhomologous end joining; telomere maintenance; intrinsic apoptotic signaling pathway in response to DNA damage. Gene Ontology annotation, cellular component: nucleus. Lineage: Eukaryota; Metazoa; Arthropoda; Arachnida; Araneae; Eresidae.
CAAACACAUUAUAUAUUAUGUAAAUAUUAUCAUGCAGUACUAUCAUUUUUCAAAGUAUGCUUAAUAUAUGUGUGUCCAAAUUCUUUUUGCAGGUACAUGCUCAUAAACAAAAGCUUGUCUUAGGAAUAACUGAAGAAGCUGAUGAAGGGGAUUGGUUUCCAAAACAGAGAAUAAAUAUUGCUUGUAGAAAAUUGGAAGGAAUUAAUCCAUGUUAUGCUACAAGAGAGGAGCUGAGACUUGGCCAUGGUUCAAAAUCAAUAUUUAGGAAUUUGGAGUCCAUAUGCCUAGGUGAUUCUAAGCAUAACAUACGUGCAAGAUUAGGUGAAAGAGAUCUUACUGUUGAAGAGCAGGUUGACUGUCUAAUCGAUCAAGCCACAGAUCCCCAUGUUUUGUGUUCUUUAUAUCUAGGCUGGAAACCUUGGAUGUGAAUAUGAUGGCUAUUUUUAGAAAAAUGGUUCUUAAAAUCUAUGUAUGUGUAUAUAUAUAUAUAUUCUGUAAUAAUUAAGAUUUCAUUAUUUUGCUUUUUAAUCACAAGUAAUGUUUGCAUUUGUAAAUAUGUAACUAAAUAAAAAUAUGUUUUGUUUCAUUUCUGUUUUUUAUAAACUGUGUUUUAAAAAAUGUGUAUAAUAAUAAUUAAUAUAGAUAAUCCAGUAAUUUAAUAUAAGUAAUUUAGUGUUUUGGUAUAUUUCAAUUUGUUCUGUAUUUUUGCAGUAUCUAUUUGAGAUAUACGUUUUUUACCCUUCUUGAUAUGAAUUUUAGAAUGCUGUUAACAAGAUAAUUUUUUUUAAAAUGGUAAUAAAUUUGAGUUUAAAAUAGGUAGCAUUUAAAAAAUAUUAGCUUGUUAAAUAAUUUCAUUAUCUGCGGAAUGGUCUCUUUGCAAGAGGAAAAAAAAAAGUUUUAGCUGCCUUUGAUUUUAUAAAAUAUUUUAUACUGUGCAGAAUCAUUUCGAUUGCAUACUGAAUUCUUAAGUACUAACUAGUUUGAUUUUAUAAAUCAAUUUUCUUUCUCUUUUAUUGCCAUUUUUGUGAACAUUAAUAAGUGCCUGUAUUUUUAAUACAGAUCUGAAAUAGAUGUAAUAUGUAGUCUGUUAUUCUUUAUGCAUUCAAAAUUAUACAGCAGCUUUGAUAUAUAAAUUUGGUUUGCUUGUAUGAAUAAAAAUUACAAAAUAAAGAGAAGAUUCUGCUUAAUUUAUAUGCAUUUUAUAAAAUUUUUAGUAUUUGGUGUAAUACUACUAAAAUAUAUAUUUUGUAUAUAUGUGUUUGUGUACUUUUCCAACUUUGAUUCGAGCUAUGUAAUAAAUUCUUUUUUGAGAAAAA